GAGGGGGGAGGAGACAUCCCACCUGCAGGCCAGCUUCAAUGGCUUUGACUUUGUCCCGACUUCUCCUGCGCGCCCUCUCGAACUAUGUCAAUUGUCUCUGCGGUAUGGUAUGUUGAUGUCCCCUGGUGUGUUGCUGACACCAUCGCAGUCUCGGCCAUUAGGUCAUUCCUCAUACUUCAUACCAACCAUACUUGUAUCGGCCGGCCCCAGGGUUUUGAGCUAGAGCCAGAGCUCUGAAUAGCUUCAGGAGGACCUUCAAGGCGGUCCGUACUUCCGCACUCGCACUCGCACUGAUGGACCUUCGCAAUUGGGCCCCGCGCUUGCAAUUGAUGGGAAUUCUGCCGCGCAACAAUCUAACCGGUGGGGAAGCGAUUUGGAGUCUCGUCAACCAUCAUGGAUGUGCCGACGGACAGGUUUUUCAUCAUGUAGACGGUAUUGGGUAUUUGCAGGAGAACUCUUAACCAGUAACCCUAACCCUAACCCUAACCAGUACUUCGUACUGGAGUACGAGUACAAGUAUUUCCUGCACUGGACUGCAGUGACCAGUCGAAUGAUAGACUUCGCGGUCAGGUACUGGUACGGACUCGAACGACUCGUAAGUUAAGGCUAAGGUUAAAGGUUAAUAUGCCAACAGCUACUCCAGUCCAGCUUCCCUACUUUUUUGUAACCGCCAAGGUAUCGAAAGUGCCACCUUCACCUUCACCAUCCCCAUCCCCAUCCCUUCCCACCUUCCACAUUCCCAGGGAAACUCAACCUCCCGCCUGUCCUCUGCGUUGUUUCCUGUACUCUACAAGUACACGCAAAACAUUCAAUCCAACCCAAUCCAACCCAUCUACCACUUCCCUUUCUUGGUCACUUUUUUUUGGCGUGCAUUCCCACGAAUAUGUUGCUUUGAUCUCCUUCUACAUCAUGGCACCACGACGCGCGAGAUAUGCUGUCGCGGCUGUCUGCAUCACACUUUUUCUCCUUGGUAGCUGGUAUCAAAGCCCGGCAUCUGUCACGUGGCCGUCCCCGACUUCUCACAUCGGAAAAGUCGAAUAUGGCGAGGUUUCUGCUGGGAAGUAUGUCACUUCACAGCAGGCAAUCCCAUUGCCAAAUGCGGCUGGAGAACCGCCAAAGCCAAUUCCAACGAUCGCUCGAAAGGAAGAUUGCAUAUCCUACGAGGCAUUACAGCAACAAAAACAGUCUCCUUUGUCAGAAGGAAAACGAAAAUUUCCCUAUUCUCGUCCAGAACCAGGUUGUCGAACUUUCAAUUUGCCAUCUCUUGAAGACCUUCUCCAGCGGAUGAAAGGCGUGAUCAAGGACCCAGACCUUUACCGACUUUUUGAGAACAGCUUUCCCAAUACUUUGGAUACGACGAUCAAAUGGCGUGGAUUCGCUGCAAUUGAAGACCCAGUCACCAAAAACAUGACAUCAACCGACGAAGAGUUAGCUUUCGUCAUCACUGGAGACAUCGAUGCAAUGUGGCUGAGAGAUAGCGCCUCUCAGAUAUACUCUUAUGUCUCCCUCCUGGAGGCUUCGACAGACCCAAACUCCUUGGCUAGUCUAUGGAGGGGAAUGAUAAACAGCCAUGCGAGAUAUAUCAUAAUAUCGCCUUAUUGUCACAGCUUUCAGCCUCCUAUAGAGUCGGGGGUAGCUCCCACCAAGAACGGAGCUUAUUCCCAGAACAACCCACAGCCGCCAUAUGAUCCAGAAUUGGUAUUUGACUGUAAAUGGGAGCUUGAUUCACUUGCCUCGUUCUUGCAAAUAUCCACUGCCUACUAUGAACGUACUAAGGACAUCAAGUUCUUUCAAAAGUACAACUGGAUUAAAGCUGUGAAGUCAGCUGUUGAUGCUGCUGGCGCAAUGCGGUUGGGCACUUACGCAGAGAAUGGAAAAGUCGAGAAAUCUGCCUGGACUUUCACGGGCUGGACCAACAGGUACGUCCCUCAUUUGAUGCCCAAAGAGACAGCAUCUUCUUUCCAAUUUAAAAAUCUCCAAAGAGUGUUUGGUGGGGUCAUGAGGACUGAUAAUUGCUGCUCCAUCUUUUCCUCCUCGCAAACUCUUUGACUCUUUUUUCAAGUUCACAAUAUCCCAGAAAAGUAAAUUGACUUUCCUCAGGGGCUCAGAAACACUGACCAAUGACGGUCUCGGCAAUCCUACGAAAGGCAAUGGUAUGGUUAGAACAGCUUUUAGACCGUCAGACGACGCAACCAUAUAUCAACUGCUAGUUCCAGCCAAUAUGAUGUUCGCCAAGUAUCUGGAGAAAGCUUCUUUAAUAAUGGAAGCUCUCGAAGGCGCAGAAGCGAAAAUUCAAACCAAAGCAAUGCGUAAUUUAGCUCUCGGAAUUCGAAAAGGGAUCGAUCGAGAUGCCAUUGUCCACCAUCGAGACUUUGGCGAGAUCUUUGCCUAUGAAAUUGAUGGCUAUGGAGGUGCCAAUCUCAUGGAUGAUGCUAAUGUUCCCUCCCUGCUCUCCAUGCCCCUAUUUGAUUAUGCUCAAAGCGACUUUCCACUUCCGGAACCUGCAAAGGGAGAUCCAAAGAGAGAUUAUGCGAAAAUCUACAGCAACACGAGGAAAUUUGUAACAAGUCCAAAUAAUCCGUACUGGUCUAGAGGACCAGGAUUAUCCGCUAUAGGAGGGCCACAUCUUGGUCCUGGGCGGGGGUGGCCGAUGGCGGCGAUUGUAAGAGCUAUCACGGCCUUCUCGAUGGGGUUGGACGAGAAAACGUUGAAGGUUGAGGCUAGAGAACAGUUGGCUAUGGUUUUGGAGAAUACUGCAGGAACAGGAGUUAUUCAUGAAAGUGUUAGCGCAUGGAAUGCGGCGGAAUGGACUAGAGCUUGGUUUGGAUGGGCAAAUGGUAUGUUGGGCGAAUUGAUCUUGAAAAUCGAAAAGGAGAAGGUGGAGUGGUUGGGGGAGAGUUGGCAGGACUGAGAGCUCGCUUUUGGGUAAACAAACAUGUUCUUGGAGUAGCAUACUUUUGGAGUAGCAUCCUUGUUUGGAUUUGGCGUUAGAGUACUGUAAUUGCAUCUGAAGGUGU
Molecule: messenger RNA, 3017 nt
Organism: Hymenoscyphus albidus
Lineage: Eukaryota; Fungi; Ascomycota; Leotiomycetes; Helotiales; Helotiaceae
Source: the annotation of a GenBank genome assembly